AAAGCGGCCAUUGUGGAAGCUUGCAUCUUCUUGUUAUUGAUGUUUAUACCAAAGUUCCGAUUAGCGUCACCCGGCCUUAUUUUAUUUUAAUAUUUGGUGUUGAUUUUACAAAAUGUUAGCUUUUGGACCCAAGAAGGAUGGUGGUCCAAACAUCAAGUUUUACGAAUCUCCAGAGACUGUCGCUGCAUUUGACGGGAUUCGAUCAUGGUUGCAGAAAAACUACAAGAAGUACACCCAAAAUGACCCGCCAACCAAUAAAUCUCUAUCAACCCUUGUAACGCAGUUAAUUCAGUUCCAAGAAGACAAUCUGGGAAAAGAUGUCACCAAACCAUCUCUCACCCGACUUCCUAUGCGUUUGUUUUUGGAUUUUAAGCCUGGAGGAGCUUUAUCUCACAUUCUGGCAACUGUUUAUAAAUUCAAGAGUGACCAGGGUUGGCGAAGGUUUGAUUUUCAGAAUCCAUCAAAACAGGAACGGAAUCUUGAAAUGUUCACAAAAGUUGAGAAAGCGCUAAUCGAUAACAAAUUCCUCAGCUUGCCCAACGUCUUCAUAAAACCAGAAGUUGACAAACCCAUUCAGUCUAGAGUGAAGGAAAUAAUCAAGAAGCAUCAGGGAACAAUAACUGAAAAUGAAGAGGAGGCUAGUCAUAUAAUUUUCCCGGUCACUGAUCCACUAGAUGAAGAGUAUGCUCGUCCAACAGUGAAACGAGAUCGAAUGGUCCUUAUGCAUUGGUAUUAUUUCCCAGACUCUCAUGAUUCUUGGUUACCAGCAUCUGAUCUCCCAAUUGACGCACCAGAAACUCCACCGUCUCACACAGGAGUUUGGAGGGUUUCUGCAUCAUGGGUGUUGGAUUUGGAUCAGUAUAACGAGUGGAUGGCUGAAGAAGAUUAUGAAGUGGAUGAAAACGGCAAGAAGAAAGUCCAUCGGUUACGAUUAUCAGUAGAAGACCUGAUGGGCGGAGGAGGAGACCCUGACAAAGCAAAGAAGAAACACAAAAGGAAAAGAUCUCCAUCACCACCACCCAAGCAACUGGGGAAAAGGAAAAGUUCUAGCAAAAAACCCAGAGGGGAUGAAGAUGGCGAUGAUUUGACAAAAGAUAUGCCUGAGCCAACUCCAGAGCCAAACAUAGCUGAAGUCUCUGUUCCUAAACAAGGUGUGUCAUCUAAAAAGGACAGUGACUCGCAGCCUUUGAAAACAGGAACUCUAGCUGAUCUGGAUGAAGAUAUGGAUAAAGGAGAAGACAGUGAAAUGGGCAAAAUGUCUGAUACUACUACUCAGGAUACAACUGUAAAGGAUGAAGGGCAAGAAGAUAAUGUCACUGAACAGACACACCACAUAAUUAUUCCAAGCUAUUCUGCAUGGUUUGAUUACAACUCAAUUCACUCAAUUGAGAAGAGAGCUCUGCCCGAAUUUUUCAAUGGGAAGAACAAAUCAAAAACUCCUGAAAUCUAUCUAGCAUACAGAAACUUUAUGAUUGACACUUACCGCCUCAAUCCUACCGAGUACAUAACUAGCACUGCAUCAAGAAGAAAUUUAGCUGGUGAUGUUUGCUCAAUCAUGAGAGUUCAUGCAUUUUUAGAGCAAUGGGGACUCAUCAACUAUCAAGUGGAUGCUGAAAGCCGUCCAACACCAAUGGGUCCUCCUCCAACCUCUCACUUCCACGUUCUCUCAGAUACACCCUCAGGUCUUCAGCCAGUCAACCCUCCGAAAACACCGCAGCCUUCUGCUGCUAAAACGUUACUUGACCUAGAGAAGAAACCAGAAGCAACGCCCAUCUCCAAACUUGAAACAGAUCCCAACUUUGGACUCAGAGUAGAUCAGUAUGUAAGGAAACCUGGGGUCAUGAAGAAUAAAACUGCGGCCAGUCUUACGAGAGAGUGGACAGAGCAAGAAACACUGCUUUUGCUUGAAGCACUCGAGCUUUACAAGGAUGACUGGAACAAAGUCUGCGAACAUGUAGGAACAAGAACUCAAGACGAGUGCAUUCUGCAUUUCCUACGACUCCCAAUCGAGGAUCCCUACCUCGAAGACCCUGAAGCCGGUGGGGGCGCCCUUGGACCGUUAGCUUAUCAACCCAUCCCAUUUAGUAAAGCUGGAAACCCCAUUAUGUCCACCGUAGCUUUUCUAGCCUCUGUUGUUGAUCCUCGAGUCGCCUCUGCAGCCGCCAAAGCUGCGAUGGAAGAAUUUGCGAACAUAAAGGAUGAAGUCCCUGCUGCUCUGAUGGAUGCCCACAUUAAAAAUGUUGAAGCUUCAACUCGAGAUGGGAAAUUCGAUCCGGCUGCUGGUCUCGUUCAGAGUGGCAUAGCUGGAACUGCCCCAGAAAAGGAAGAAGAAGAGGACAAGGAGAAGAAGGAAGCAAAAGAAAAAGAAACAAAUGGAGAAAAGGAACCAGAAAAACCUGCAGCUGAUGGGGAAGUGAAAGAAAUCAAAAAGGAAGAAGAAGAAAAGAAAGAAGCCUCGACAGGAGAGGGAGUCGCAGAAACAGAUGGAAACAAAGAUGUUGAGAUGAAAGAUGCCUCUGACAAGAAGGAAACAUCCAAAGAAGAGACAGAGCAGGACAGAGUUAUCAAAGAUGCACAGUUACAAUCGGCUGCAUCAGCAGCACUCGCUGCUGCAGCUGUGAAAGCUAAACACCUAGCAGCUGUUGAAGAACGGAAGAUUAAAUCUUUGGUAGCUUUACUCGUAGAAACGCAAAUGAAAAAGUUAGAAAUUAAGUUAAGGCACUUUGAAGAGCUUGAGACUACAAUGGAGCGAGAAAGAGAAGGUCUGGAGUAUCAGCGUCAACAAUUGAUUACGGAAAGGCAACAGUUUCAUUUAGAGCAGUUGAAAGCAGCGGAAUUCCGUGCAAGGCAGCAGGCUCAUCAACGCCUUGCAGCUGAACAGCAGCAACAAACACCAUCAACAACCCCGACUCCAUUAUCACCUCAGGCUGUUGCUACGCCGCAGCCCCCAGCAACACCUAUGGCCACGUAAAGUGAGCUAGAUUUUAAUGUAAAAUUGGUCAUGGCAUAGCUUCUCCAGUCGAUUGUUGGUUGUACUUAGCUUGACGAUGAACCAAUGCAAAAAUUUCAUUUUCAAAAGCAUACCUCACAACAGGGAAUAAAAAAAUAAACAAUGCAGCAAAUAAGCAGGUAGAAACAAACUUUGGGAUCCACUAUCUGCAAGUUUUGUAUUUUUUUUAGUUGUAGCCACAUGUCUGCCGGAAAAAUUUCUAGAUUUCAAAAUCGGUGAUAUUUUUGGAUGCAAGAGAAGUUACAAUAUUUCCAACUUUAAUAACUAACUCGGUUUACUUUUUCUUUACUCUCCUAUCGCCCAAAAAAUGAGUGCAUACAAGCAAUACAAUUUACUGGGUACCCUGGACAUUUAAAUGUUGCAAAAAUCUGCCAAUUACCAACGUUCCCUCUCCCAGUUAAGCUUUAUCUUUGACGAGCAAUCUCUUUUGAAUUCCUCUAGCCCUCAGUUUCUGAGAUUUGUAUCUCAAGACUCGUUGAAUUGGCAAUAUUUGUCAGAUGUAUAUCCCUAUACCUUUUUUCCCUUCCAAAAAAGUUAUUCUUUUGUACAUUAUUCCUUUCUGUGUACAGAUAUUAUGUUUGUUUUUGAGUUCAAUAAAUGUGCAAAAAUGACGGCUAACAUUGUGUCAAUCAAGGCCGGCAUCUUUGGUGAUUUUUUUUCUAUUUUUCCUAUGCUAAACAAAAACUCUGAUGAAAUGAGGAUGUUUCAUUAUUUUUUUGGUUCAACAGCGUUACAUCCUAUGUAUCUGCAAACAGAAUAUUAAAACUCUAUCACAAAUGUCACUGUUGCAGCUCAUAGAUCUAGUUUACUUUUUCAAGUCAGAUUUUAAAAUUGAUUUUUUAGUUAUUUGAACUAAUUUAAAUUUUCUGCCGAUUGGCUUUGCAAAAUCUAUUUUAAUUUAUCAAUAGCCCUAAAAAGGUAUGUUUUUGGCUUGUCUAACUCCAUGAAAGCAAUGGUACUUUUAUUUUAUAUUUACUCAAAAAGCUGUAAGCAUCUGUUUUUGAGUUGUGUAACUUAGUCCUUCAUCAACAAUGUGUUAAAUCUGCAUGAAUCUUAGCAAUUAUUGUCCUUGAUAAUAGUACAGCAGUGUCCAUGUAAAUUAUUAAUCAUGAACAUUUUCUCUUUUUUCUGAAGGAUGUAACUAAUGACAGUACUCUUAUUCAUUUUUAUCGUGAAAAAAUGCUACAAUAAUUACAUUUUGUACAUAGAUCUAAAUGUAUUUUUUUCUUAUCAAAAUAAAUGACUUUGUACAUACUCACUCA
Molecule: messenger RNA, 4272 nt
Organism: Bemisia tabaci
Lineage: Eukaryota; Metazoa; Arthropoda; Insecta; Hemiptera; Aleyrodidae
Gene: mor
Product: SWI/SNF- related protein mor
Biological process (GO): cell projection morphogenesis
Cellular component (GO): synapse
Molecular function (GO): protein binding
Source: RefSeq, a predicted model, not a curated record